Messenger RNA from Xyrichtys novacula (pearly razorfish), 381 nucleotides. Lineage: Eukaryota; Metazoa; Chordata; Actinopteri; Labriformes; Labridae. The record is from the annotation of a GenBank genome assembly.
AUGAAAACUGACAAAUUUUGGAAGGUGAGACCUUUUAUGAAUCGCAUACUCAAUGGCUGCUGCCUUCAAGCUGCCAUUGAGUAUGUCUCAAUCGAUGAACAGAUGAUCCCGUUAACUGGAGCCUGUCAAUUCCGACAGUAUGUGCCACUAAAGCCCAAUCCAGUGAGCAUUAAGAUCUUUGUGCUGGCAUCAGCAGAUGUAAUCGUGCUGGACUUUGAAACCUAUCAAGGUGCAAAGACACUGGGUCUGCAGGUUCCAGACUCAGAAGGAUUGGGUUUAGUAGCCUUGGUCAUCAAACGUCUGUCUGAAACCCUGCAUGCUGGAACAAAGUGUGUUGUGAUUGGUUCUUUACAACCAUACAAGCUGUGGAUCACAUGCUGA